AACGUGGAACCCGGUGAAAGUGAACCGAAUAAUGGAAAUUCAUUGAAGUCAAAUGAAGGUGAAAACCCGAUAACCUCACUUAACAUAUCUCUGUAGUGAUCUAAUUGCUAAACGCCUUAUCACUGUGGCCUGACCGAGCAAAAUUUUUUUUGAUAAUUUAACAUUUACAAUGUCAGAACCUCAGUGCAAAAAAACCAAGAUGUCGAGCAACUCACUGGAUCAACUAAAGGCACUCACCACUGUUGUGGCCGAUACUGGGGACUUUGAGGCAAUGAAAGCCUACAAGCCCACAGAUGCCACAACAAACCCAUCGUUAAUGCUACAAGCCGCAAAUAUUCCCCAAUACAAACCCUUGAUUGAAAAAGCAGUGAAAUAUGGAAACAAAGUAGGGAAAAAUCCUGAGGAUAAAGUUCAAAAUGCCAUGGAUAAUCUGUCCGUGUUGUUUGGGAUUGAAAUUUUAAAGAUCGUGCCUGGGAGGGUAUCUACUGAAGUUGAUGCAAGAUUAUCCUUUGACACUGAAGCCAGCGUAAGCAAAGCAAGGAAAAUUAUCCAAUUAUAUGCGGACAAUGGAAUCGACAAGGAGAGAAUUUUAAUUAAAUUGGCCUCAACAUGGGAAGGUAUUCAAGCGGCAAAGAUUUUAGAAUCCAAAUAUGGAAUUCACUGCAACUUAACUUUGCUGUUCAACUUUGCUCAAGCAGUAGCGUGUGCUGAAGCCGGCGUGACUCUUAUUUCGCCUUUUGUGGGCAGGAUUCUUGAUUGGUAUGUAGCAAAUACGGACAACAAAAGCUACACCGGUGACGAAGAUCCAGGCGUCGUUUCAGUAACCAAAAUCUACAACUACUACAAGAAAUUCGGUUAUAAAACUGUUGUUAUGGGAGCUUCUUUCAGAAACACCGAUGAAGUCAAAGCUCUUGCCGGUUGCGACCUUUUGACUAUCAGUCCUAAGCUUUUGGGCGAACUUGAGGCCAGCCACGAUGCUGUGCCAAGAAAACUGAGUCCUGAUAAUGCUAAAAAAGUUCCACUGGAAAAAUUGGAGCUUACAGAAGCUAAAUUCAGAUGGUUGCUCAAUGAAGAUCAAAUGGCCACUGAUAAACUGUCAGAUGGGAUUAGGAAAUUUGCAGCUGAUUCCAUUAAACUUGAAAAUAUUAUUAAAAAUUUGCUUAAAGUUUAAAACGUUUAUUGUUUUUGUUUAUUUUUGCAUUUAUUUUUUGGAAAUCUUAUGUGAGUUUUUGGAUGAUAAAUUUUUAAAUAAAUUAAUGGUGAUUUAGUAAAAGGA
Messenger RNA from Ceutorhynchus assimilis (cabbage seed weevil), 1276 nucleotides. The record is from the annotation of a GenBank genome assembly. NCBI's taxonomy places the organism in Eukaryota, Metazoa, Arthropoda, Insecta, Coleoptera, Curculionidae.